AUGCUGCAGCGUAUAUGUAAAUUCUACAGUGACCUAGACUCGAACCCAGGGACGGGAAAGUCGCCGGAGAAGAAUAUAGAAGCUGAGAAAAAGUUCAAAUGCCUAGAGGAGUACAGCGGAUACGUGGGUUCCACGUUCUGUAACCCUAAGUUCUUUCCUACGUUCUGUCGUCAAAACUGCAGGAGUGUCAAAGCGGAGCCGUGA
Molecule: messenger RNA, 204 nt
Organism: Eruca vesicaria subsp. sativa (arugula)
Lineage: Eukaryota; Viridiplantae; Streptophyta; Magnoliopsida; Brassicales; Brassicaceae
Source: the annotation of a GenBank genome assembly